GUAAGCACUGCCUUCAAACUCCAAGAUAUUAAAAUAAAGAUAAGAAGACAAACACACUUCCUCUUUCACUUAAUGAAAGCCUUGUAGUCAUUGCAGCUAUGGCAGCUCUACCCUUCUCAACAACCUGCAGGCAUUCCAAUUCAUCUUUACACCCCGAUUCCAAAUCAAGCUUCACUGGUUUCAGUCAAAGAAACAAUAUUGGCCACUUGUUUCUCAUCAGGAAGUGCAGUUCCAGAAGGGUAGUAAGAAAGUUAUGUGUGAAGAAUGUUGCCAGUGAUAAAAAGCAGGAACAGAAUGAACCACUCACUGAACAAGAAACUUUAGAUAAAUUUGUCCCAGAUUCUGCAUCUAUUGCUGCAAGCAUUAAGUAUCAUGCCGAGUUCACCCCGUCUUUCUCUCCGGAGAAGUUUGAGCUAAGUAAAGCAUUCUAUGCGACUGCAGAGAGUGUCCGUGAUUCCCUCAUCAUAAACUGGAAUGCAACGUAUGAAUAUUAUGAGAGGAUGAAUGUUAAGCAAGCUUAUUAUAUGUCCAUGGAGUAUCUACAGGGUAGGGCGCUGCUAAAUGCAAUUGGAAAUUUACAACUUUCAGGCCCUUAUUCUGAGGCUCUAAGAAAGCUGGGACACAAUUUAGAGAAUGUGGCUAAUCAGGAGCCAGAUGCCGCCCUUGGGAACGGAGGAUUAGGCCGCCUUGCUUCUUGCUUUUUGGACUCCUUGGCAACAUUGAAUUACCCUGCAUGGGGUUAUGGGCUAAGAUACAAGUAUGGUUUGUUCAAACAACUUAUAACAAAGGAUGGUCAAGAGGAAGUUGCUGAAAGCUGGCUCGAGAUGGGAAAUCCCUGGGAAAUUCCAAGAAACGAUGUUUCUUAUCCGGUUAAAUUCUAUGGAGAAAUUACUUCAGGGCCAGAUGGAAGAAAAGAAUGGAUUGGAGGAGAAAAUAUCAUGGCAGUUGCAUAUGAUGUUCCAAUACCAGGAUACAAAACUAGAACCACAAUAAACUUGAGGUUAUGGUCCACUAAAGUUUCACCUGAAGAGUUCGAUUUGCAAGCUUACAAUGCCGGGGAUCAUGACAAAGCAUAUGCUGCUCUGAAGAAUGCAGAGAAGAUCUGCUAUGUAUUAUACCCUGGGGACGAAUCGAUUGAAGGGAAGACUCUACGAUUGAAGCAACAGUAUACCUUAUGCUCGGCCUCUCUCCAGGAUAUUAUUGCUCGUUUCGAAAAGAGAUCAGGAAAGGCCAUUGAUUGGGAUACUUUCCCCGAUAAAGUGGUGGUCCAAAUGAAUGAUACUCACCCAACACUCUGCAUUCCAGAGUUGAUUAGGAUAUUGAUGGAUGUAAAAGGUUUAAGCUGGGAUAAAGCCUGGGAGAUAACUAAAAGAACCGUUGCUUACACAAAUCACACAGUUCUACCUGAGGCACUAGAGAAAUGGAGUUUGAAACUUCUGCAGGAUUUGCUUCCUCGACAUGUGGAGAUAAUAAGAAAAACUGAUGAAGUGUUCAUACAUGAAAUUAUAUCUGAGAAUGGGAUGAAUGACCUUGACUUGUUGGAUCAAAAGCUCAGAAAGAUGAGAAUACUGGAGAACAUUGAGUUGCCUAACUCAGUGGUUGAGCUGAUUAAUAGCUCAAUAGAGAUUCCUGAUACUGAUCCUAUAGAGGAAAGAGAUGUUAUUGAUACUGAUAUAAAGGCAACAGAAGAGAAGGAAGAAGAAGCAGAAGCCAAAGAAGUGGAAGAAGACGAAGACGAAGUAGGGAAAGAAGAACCGGAAGAAGAUGAUGGCGAAGAAGAGCCAUCUGUGGAAGAGGAUACCGAAAAGAAAACAACAUGGACAUUCAAAGUUGAUUCAAAACAGCCAACAAUGGUUCGCAUGGCUAAUCUAUGCGUUGUAGGUGGUUUUUCUGUGAAUGGAGUAGCUGAGAUUCACAGUGAGAUUGUAAAACAGGAAGUUUUCAAUGAUUUCUACGAGAUGUGGCCUGAAAAGUUCCAGAAUAAAACAAAUGGGGUGACCCCAAGAAGAUGGAUCCGCUUUUGCAAUCCUGAUCUUAGUAAAAUCAUAACCAAGUGGAUUGGAACAGAGGACUGGGUCACAGAUCUUGAGAAAUUGGCUAUACUUCGCAAGUUUGCAGAUAAUGAGGAUUUACAAUCAGAGUGGAUGGAAUCAAAGAGAAGGAACAAGAUUAAGGUUGCAUCAUUUAUCAAGGAAAGAACUGGUUAUGAUGUUAGUUCAAAUGCAAUGUUUGAUGUACAGGUGAAGCGCAUUCAUGAAUACAAACGGCAGUUACUGAAUAUCUUGGGAAUCGUUUAUCGCUACAAAAAGAUGAAAGAAAUGAGUGAUGAGGAAAGGAAACAAAGUUUUGUUCCACGAGUUUGUAUUUUCGGAGGGAAAGCAUUUGCAACAUAUGUUCAAGCCAAGAGAAUUGUAAAAUUCAUCACAGAUGUAGGAGCCACAAUCAAUCAUGAUCCAGAGAUUGGAGAUCUAUUAAAGGUUGUAUUUGUUCCUGAUUACAAUGUCAGUGUGGCCGAAAUGCUAAUUCCUGGCAGCGAGUUGUCGCAGCACAUCAGCACGGCUGGUAUGGAGGCCAGUGGAACAAGCAACAUGAAGUUUGCAAUGAAUGGAUGCUUACUUAUUGGAACUCUUGAUGGGGCUAAUGUUGAAAUAAGGGAAGAAGUUGGAGAAGAUAACUUCUUCCUCUUUGGCGCGCGUGCUCACGAAAUCUCUACGCUGCGAAAAGAAAGAGCAGAGGGAAAGUUUGUAGCAGAUCCACGUUUUGAAGAAGUAAAGGCAUAUGUAAGGAGUGGUGUUUUUGGAAGCUACAACUAUGAAGAAUUGAUUGGAUCCUUGGAAGGGAAUGAAGGCUAUGGUCGUGCUGAUUACUUCCUUGUUGGAAAGGACUUCCCUAGCUACUUGAACUGCCAAGACGCCGUCGACGAAGCAUAUCGAGAUCAAAAGAGGUGGACAAGAAUGUCAAUCUUGAACACAGCCGGUUCAUACAAAUUCAGCAGUGACCGGACUAUUCAUCAAUAUGCCAGAGACAUUUGGAGAAUUCAACCACUUUUCCUGCCUUGAAAAAUUUCAUGUGCCUAAUUGUUUCUUCCUUCUUGGUUAUUUUUGGUUUCCGUUGCUCUCAAACUAUUUAUAAGUAUACAAGGCAAUCAUUAUCUUAGGGUGAAUUUUGAUGCAAAAUAAUGGUUAUUACUUUUGUGAAGACUCGUGCAGUUAUCUUCAUGUGAAGUUGAAAGUUGAAAAUCUUUAGAUGAUUAUUUAGUUAAAUUUGUCAAAUCAUUUAUGAUUUUCAAGUAUCAACUUCAUAUGAAAACAACUACACGUAAGUUUCUACUGAUUACAUAAGAAAUUUUUAUUACACUUUCAAUGUAGGAAGAGAUACUUUGUAAAUUUAGUCAUGUAAACAAAACCUUAUAGUAAGUUAUAACUUGGACAAUGUAUAAUUUAUUAAAAGCACCAUCAAAACUAAGACCCUAACUUGUAUCAGUAUGAUCUAUAGGUAAAUAGUUCAGCAAAAGAAAAGAUACACACAUACAUGAUGAGUUAUAUCUGUAACUGUAAUGCAAUUUGCAAAGACCUACUUCUUCUUUUAAUAGCAAACG
This is a messenger RNA of Arachis stenosperma, 3598 nucleotides long. RefSeq names its product alpha-1,4 glucan phosphorylase L-2 isozyme, chloroplastic/amyloplastic-like. The transcript is spliced from 15 exons. Gene Ontology annotation, biological process: glycogen catabolic process. NCBI's taxonomy places the organism in Eukaryota, Viridiplantae, Streptophyta, Magnoliopsida, Fabales, Fabaceae. Gene Ontology annotation, molecular function: glycogen phosphorylase activity; pyridoxal phosphate binding. Bases 99 to 3059 code for a protein of 986 amino acids. The record is from RefSeq and is a predicted model, not a curated record. Gene Ontology annotation, cellular component: cytoplasm.